AUGGUAAAGCAGGGUUCUUCACCUGCUACUGGCCGCAGCCGACGGGGUGGGCGCAAGCGAAGGAUCUCGUCGCCGGGCCCUUCAGCGAAUGGAAAUGACGACAUACCCGAAAUAUAUCAGGAGAUGCUGAAGGAGUCUCAGUCUGUACCCCAAACCUUACCCCAUAGGAAUAACACCCCUCAUAAAAGGCGGAGGGUUGGGGAGCGCGGGGAGAGCAAGGCUGUGGAAUGUGCAAAAGAUUCUGAAAGGGAGGACGAAAGCACUACAACCAUGCCUCCGCAAACAGUAUACGAUCUUGACGCGUCCGAGGAAGAGUCAGAGCCUGAGUGGGAGGAUGUUGAGCUUUCUGAACCUUCGGCUUCUUCCGUUUUACCAUCCAUGCUACCGGCUGGUCAUGAUGGUGAGCAAAAACCGUUGGAAAUUACCCUCGGAAAGGAAGCAGAUGCAGAGAAAACUAAGGCUAUAAUACGACGGAAACCUGUAACUGGUGCGGAAAAGAAGCUGCGGCUGGAAAUACAUAAAGUCCAUAUACUUUGCCUUCUCGGACAUGUUCGACUUCGUAACUCUUGGUGUAAUGACGAGGAGACCCAGAAAAAACUGCGUCGGAUACUUUCAAAGCAUACCAUUAUAUGUUUGAAUCCUAAAGAGGAUCUUCCGCAAUUCACCCGGUCCACUACCUUUGCGGAUGGCCUUUUGCAGUCGUCAGAAGCCUUUCGACGGAAAUUCAAAGUCACAGAACCUGGGAUAAGGAGACCGUAUUGGCUGGAAGAUUGCUCCGCGGCACAGGAUCCAAUUGAACAGGCCUUCCAAGGGAGUGCCGAAAUCGUACAGUCAAAGAUGGACUUUCGGAAACAUGCUGGAAUAUUGCAGGGUUCGAGGGACUUAGGUGCCCAGUUCUUUUGUGCUAUGCUACGAGGGGUUGGCGUAGAUACACGAUUGGUUUGUUCCCUCCAGACCCUACCCUUUACUGGCGUGGCCAAAGGGGAGUCUCCCAACAAGCGGACAAGAGAAUACAUAGUUUUAUCUGAGGAUGAUGUUCCGAGUUCUAGUGUGAAAGCCGCACCAGAUACUGCCACUUCAGAUGCACCUCCGCGACGAAGAAUUGGGCAGCCACAGUUCUCUUCAAACUAUAGGAGAAGUCCCGCACCACAGGCUAUAAGAGAUGAUAUCUUACCAACUCCAGACUCGUCACAUCCCGUUUUUUGGGUCGAAGUAUUUAACCAUGCAAUACAAAAAUGGGUAUGUGUUGACCCUCUGGUUACGAACACCGUCGGCAAACCUGCGAGGUUUGAGCCGCCAGCAAGUGAUAAAUACAAUAACAUGACCUAUGUAAUUGCCUUCAAUGAAGAUGGAUUUGCGCGAGAUGUUUCCAGGCGAUACACAAAAUCGUUUAACUCCAAAACAAGAAAAUCCCGAGUUGAAUGUACCAAAGACGGGGAAAUAUGGUGGAACGACACCAUGCAAACGCUUGAGUCACCGUUCCCAGAGGACCGGGACCAACUAGAGCUCGGAGAACUGGCGGCCAAGGCUGCAGGCGAAGGCAUGCCGAAGAGCGUGCAGGACUUUAAAAACCACCCGAUAUAUGCCUUAGAGAGACAUCUGCGGUGGAAUGAAGUCAUCCAUCCAAAGCGUGAAAUUGGGAAAGUUGGUUUGAGUAAGUUGUCGUUGAACAAAAAAGCUCCGCCCUUGGAAUCUGUAUAUCGCCGGGCCGAUGUCCAUUCCGUUAAGAGUGCGGAUGGAUGGUACCGACAAGGGCGGAAGGUCAAGGCCGGAGAACAGCCGUUGAAGAGAACCAAAGCACGAGGCCAAGUGCGAAAUGAUGACGUCAAUCCGGAUGAUGAAGAGGUCCCAGAUACGCCAAUGUAUGCUGCAUAUCAGACGGAACUCUACGUACCAGAGCCAAUUGUUGAUAAAAGGGUACCAAGGAACGAGUAUGGGAAUAUUGACGUGUAUAUACCCUCGAUGGUUCCCCAGGGAGGCUUUCAUCUUAGGCAUCCGGAUGCUGCUGAAGCCGCUAAAAUAUUACGUAUUGAUUACGCUGAUGCCGUUAUUGGAUUUAAGUUUACGAAGCGCCACGGUACAGCGGUCAUAGACGGAAUUGUUGCAGCGACCGAGUAUCGAGAAGCUCUUGAAGCUGUCAUUAUCGGGAUCAAAGAUGAGAGAAACCAGGCUGAGGAGGCUCGCCGGACAAUGGCAGCCCUUCGCAUGUGGAGACUGCUAUUGAUUAAACUACGAGUCCUUGAGCGGGUGAAUAGUUAUAGAGUUGAAGGAGUUGAUCAAAGAGAAACGGUGCAAGAGGCGGAUGAAGCAGAGGAUCAAAGUGGUGGGUUUCUGCCUGAAGAUGAGCUUGUGGCCCCGGCCCUGCCAACCGCCGAUAGAAAUAGGGAAGAGUCCUAUACAUUGCAUGAAUCCGUGGAACACAGCGAUAGCCUACAGGAAGACAUGGGCGGUGGUUUCAUGGCAGAACCAGAGAUAUCACAACAGACUUCUGCAGCAAUCGUCGGUAAUAGUGUUCUAGAGGACGGGGGACAGGCAACACCUGCCUCUCAGUCGCGAUAUACCCUCGUCGUCAUUCCAAAAGAGGAUCAUGAUACACAGGAGCCGACUACCACAUCAACUGAGCCUAGACGCGAAGGCACCGUAGAGUCUGGGAGCUCCCAAUCUCUAGAUUCAGCGUCGGUGACGGCCGAUUCUCCUGAAGGAGAGGACUCGGGACUGCCUGAGCUGGUGCACGCUGAUUCGGACAGUGAUAUAGAUCGUAGCUCUAUGAUCUCCCACGACCCUGAGGACGACAAUGCUGAGCCAGAGUGGCUGUUGUCUGAUUGA
Microsporum canis CBS 113480 is the source of this 2826-nucleotide messenger RNA. Its product is annotated as nitrilase. Gene Ontology annotation, molecular function: single-stranded DNA binding; damaged DNA binding. Gene Ontology annotation, biological process: mismatch repair; nucleotide-excision repair. The transcript is spliced from 4 exons. Gene Ontology annotation, cellular component: cytoplasm; nucleotide-excision repair factor 2 complex; XPC complex. NCBI's taxonomy places the organism in Eukaryota, Fungi, Ascomycota, Eurotiomycetes, Onygenales, Arthrodermataceae. The record is from RefSeq and is a predicted model, not a curated record. Bases 1 to 2826 code for a protein of 941 amino acids.